Messenger RNA from Rotaria sp. Silwood1, 130 nucleotides. The record is from the annotation of a GenBank genome assembly. NCBI's taxonomy places the organism in Eukaryota, Metazoa, Rotifera, Eurotatoria, Philodinida, Philodinidae.
AUGUCGUAUGAUCAAUGGUAUAAUCAACCAUGUGAUGAAUCGUAUGGAGCAACUAAUCCUCCUGCUGGUCCUCCAGGACCACAAGGACCACCAGGACCACCUCGGCCACCAGGACCACCAGGACCACAAG